CGAGCGGGGAAACGGCCGCUGUUGCUGCCGCGCGGCCGGGCGGGACUGGCCGGCGUUGGUUGGGGCAUGCCGGAGCGCGGCGGGGGCACUUUUCGGAAACUCCGGGGCGCGGAGAAACAUGGCACUCCCUACACUGCCCUCGUACUGGUGCAGCUGGAGGCUCCUGGAUCAGCAGAUGGCCCGACAGCGAGAGCAGGAGGCCCGGCUUCGGCAGCAGUGGGACCAGAACAGUCGCUACUUCAGGAUGUCUGAUAUUUGUAGCUCCAAACAGGCGGAAUGGAGCUCCAAGACCUCCUACCAGCGGAGCAUGCAUGCCUAUCAGCGGGAGAAGAUGAAGGAGGAGACGAGGAAGCAGCUGGAAGGCAGACGGGACCGACUCAGGCAGCUGCUGCUGGAGGAGCAGGACCUCCUGGCCAGAGAGCUGGAGGCGUUGCGGCUCAGCGUGGACUUGCAGGAGGGAAGGAUCCGGGAGCGGUGCAGCAAUCUAAAGUCGGCCCGAGAAGAGCAAAGGAAACUGAUUGCUGAACAACUUUUAUAUGAACACUGGAAAAAGAACAACCCCAAACUUCGAGAGAUUGAAUCAGCCCUUCACAAGGAGCAUGUGAUAAACUCUUGGAAAAUGCAGAAAGAAGAAAAAAAACAGCAAGAAGCCACCAAAGAGAAAGAGAACAAACGGUAUGAAAAUGAGCAUGAACGGGCCCGAAGGGAAGCACUGGAGCGGAUGAAAGCAGAAGAGGAAAGGAGGCAGCUGGAGGGCAAGCUCCAGGCUGAGGCGCUGCUGCAGCAGAUGGAGGAGCUGAAGCUGAAGGAGAAGGAGGCCACCAAACUGAAGAAGGAGCAGGAGAAUCUGCUGAAGCAGCGGUGGGAGCUGGAGAGGCUGGAGGAAGGGAGGAAGCAGAUGGCAGCCUUCCGGCAGAAGGCAGAACUGGGACGCUUUUUGAGACAUCAGUAUAACGUGCAACUCAAUAGGCGUACCCAGCAGAUCCAAGAGGAACUGGAGGCGGACAAGCGCAUCCUGCAGGCGCUCCUUGAGAGGGAGGAUGAGAACCAGCGCAUGCAAUUGGCCAAGAGGGCGCAGGCUGUGGCUGACGUGGAGUGGAUGAAGCAGGUUGUCGAGGAGCAGCUGCGGCUGGAGAGGGAACGGGAGGCAGAGCUGCAGCUGCUGUUGAGGGAGGAGGCCAAGGAGAUGUGGGAAAAGAGAGAGGCGGAGUGGGCCCGGGAGAGGAGCGCCCGAGACAGACUGAUGAGUGAGGUUCUGACAGGGAGACAACAACAAAUACAAGAAAAGCUUGAACAAAACCGACGGGCACAAGAGGAGUCCCUGAGACACAGGGAGCAGCUUAUUCAGAAUCUUGAGGAAGCAAGAGAGUCAGCUCGUCGUGAGAAAGAGGAGAGUGAAGAACUGAAAUCGGCCAGGAAACAGGAGCUGGAGGCCCAGGUUGCAGAGCACCAGCUGCAGGCAUGGGAGGAGGACCAGCAGCAGGAGGAGGAAGAAGAGGCGGCGAGGCAGGCAGAGCGGCUCACUGACACCCUGCUACGGCAGGAGGCGAAGAUGAUGGCUGAGCGGGGCUACCAGCCCAAGCCCUAUGGACAUCCCAGAAUUGCUUGGAACUGACUUCGUUCAGACCGUAAGCACAGAGAGCAGGGACGCUGAGGCCUGUGAUACGCAGGUGCCAGACAGUUGUACCAUGUUCUGUU
Messenger RNA from Odobenus rosmarus divergens (Pacific walrus), 1698 nucleotides. RefSeq names its product trichoplein, keratin filament binding (gene TCHP). Gene Ontology annotation, cellular component: keratin filament. The coding region runs from base 119 to 1615 and encodes 498 amino acids. The record is from RefSeq and is a predicted model, not a curated record. Lineage: Eukaryota; Metazoa; Chordata; Mammalia; Carnivora; Odobenidae. Gene Ontology annotation, biological process: apoptotic process. The transcript has 13 exons.